AAUUAAAUUUCCCUUUUUUUCCAUUCCGAGAAGAAAAGUGGAUAAGCCUGCAUAUACUGCACACACUUCACACACAGUGCAGGUGAAACGAAGGAGGAGGUUGCAGAAAUGUUGGCGGCAACUCCCAAUUCCAGCUUCCACACCACUUCGUCGCAUUUCGAAGCCCUAAAUUCCGACAAUUUCAAAAUUUUGCCUCAUUUUUCGUCGGUUAAUUGCUUCCCCCCGUCGAAGAAAUUUCAUUUGUCGUCAAUUUUGCUGCCAAAUGCCGUUGUUCGGAGCCCUAGAACGAGGAGGAGGAGAAGUAAAAGCAGCAGAGGAAGCGGAAACUUGUGCAAUCAGUUUUCUGUCGGAGCUUCUUUGGCGGCGGAGCCUGGCAUUCAACCCGAGGAUGCUCUGCAGCAGUCGUUCGCUCCUUUCUCCAUCAAAAUUCCCGUCGGAGAUCGCCAUAUAUUAGUCGAGACAGGUCACAUUGGGAGACAAGCUAGUGGUGCUGUUACUGUUACAGAUGGAGAAACUAUUAUCUACACAACUGUUUGUUUGUCUGAUGUCCCGAGCGAACCGUCUGAUUUCUUUCCACUUUCUGUACAUUACCAAGAACGAUUCUCAGCAGCUGGUCGAACAAGUGGCGGAUUUUUCAAACGAGAGGGAAAGACAAAGGAUCAUGAGGUUCUCAUUUGCAGACUAAUAGAUAGACCUAUACGGCCAACUAUGCGUAAAGGAUUUUAUCACGAAACACAGAUACUAUCUUGGGUGCUGAGUUAUGAUGGUGUACAUCCCCCGGAUUCAUUAGCGGUGACAGCAGCUGGGAUUGCAGUAGCUCUUUCGGAAGUGCCAAAUUCUGAAACGAUUGCAGGGGUUCGCAUUGGGCUUAUUGAUGAUAAGUUUGUUGUGAAUCCAACGAAUAAGGAGAUGGAAGACUCUAAGCUAGACUUGUUGCUGGCAGGGACAGAUAGUGCAAUUUUGAUGAUUGAGGGAUAUUGCGACUUCCUUCCUGAAGAGAAGUUACUGGAAGCAGUAGAAGUCGGCCAGAAUGCUGUGCGAGCUAUAAUCGAAGCGGUGGAAUCCUUAGUGAAGAAGUGUGGAAAACCAAAGAUGCUUGAUGCAAUCAAAUUGCCACCUCCCGAGCUGUAUAAGCACGUCGAAGAAAUUGCAGGUGAUGAACUAAUCGAAGCGCUACAAAUUAAGAAUAAAAUCCCUAGACGAAAGGCUUUAUCGUCUUUGGAAGCAAAAGUCAUUGGCAUACUUACAGAGGAGGGUUUUGUUAGUAAGAUAGAAGCUGCUGUUACUACUGAAACGUUACCAGACUUAAAUGAGGAUGAAGAUGAGGAUGAGGAGGUUGUACUUGAUGGUGAAAUUGAUGAAGGUGAUAUCCGUAUCAAGCCAGUCCCAAAAAAGCCUACCCCUUUGCUUUACUCUGAGGUGGAUGUGAAGCUAGUUUUCAAAGAAGUAUCAUCAAAUUUCUUGCGGAGACGUAUUGUGGAGGGAGGAAAAAGAAGUGAUGGCAGAACUCCCGAAGAAUUACGGUCUAUUAAUUCACGCUGUGGAUUACUUCCACGAGCACAUGGAAGCGCUCUCUUCACACGUGGCGAAACGCAGUCAUUAGCCGUGGUUACACUCGGUGAUAAACAAAUGGCACAGAGAAUAGACAAUCUUGUGGAUGACGACGAGUUCAAGAGAUUCUAUCUUCAGUACUGUUUUCCUCCCUCGUGUGUUGGAGAAGUUGGCCGUGCAGGAGCACCAUCUCGAAGAGAAAUUGGCCAUGGAAUGCUUGCAGAAAGAGCUCUUGAACGGAUAUUGCCUUCUGAAGAUGACUUCCCUUAUACUGUACGUGUUGAGAGUACCAUCACAGAAAGCAACGGCUCAUCAAGUAUGGCUUCGGUUUGUGGGGGUUGCUUAGCAUUACAAGAUGCUGGUGUUCCAGUGAAGUCAUCAAUUGCUGGCAUUGCGAUGGGUAUGGUCUUGGACACCAAGGAGUUUGGAGGAGACGGCACUCCACUCAUCCUCUCUGAUAUAACAGGGGGUGAAGACGCAUCAGGAGAUAUGGAUUUCAAGGUUGCUGGAAAUGAUGAUGGUGUAACUUCAUUUCAGAUGGACAUAAAGGUUGGAGGAAUUACUUUACCAGUCAUGCGUAAAGCUCUCCUCCAAGCAAAAGAGGGGCGGAAGCAGAUUCUUGCCGAGAUGGCAAAAUGCUUCCCCCCUCCUUCGAAGACACUCUCAAAAUAUGCUCCAAUUAUUCACGUUAUGAAGGUCAAACCAGAUAAAGUUAACCUGAUCAUAGGUUCCGGUGGAAAGAAAGUGAAGAGCAUUAUAGAAGAAACUGGAGUUGAAUCUAUCGAGACGCAAGAUGAUGGCAUUGUCAAAAUAACAGCUAGAGAUUUGGUAAGCUUGGAAAAGUCUAAAGCCAUUAUUGCCCGACUGACAAUGGUCUCAACUGUAGGCGAAAUCUACAGGGAUUGUGAGAUCAAAUCAAUUGCUCAAUAUGGAGUUUUCGUUGAAAUUUCACCUGGCCGAGAGGGACUAUGCCAUAUUAGUGAGCUGAGUGCAAAUUGGCUGGCCAAGGCUGAAGAUGCUUUUAAAGUCGGAGAUCGUAUUGAUGUCAAGCUCAUUGAGGUCAAUGAGAAAGGUCAACUUCGUCUGAGCCGCCGUGCGUUACUUCCAGAGAGCGCAAAGCAACAAAAUGGUAAUAAAGCCAACAACGGAGAAAUUACUGAGGACGGAAGUCCCGAUUUGAAAGUCGCAGAGCCAACAGAGGCCAAUAGUACACUACCCGAGAAUUCGUUCGUCAAGAGAUUCGUACGUUCUGGAAAGGAUGUAAAGCAAACCGAUAAAACCGUGCCCAAGAAAAACCCUGUUAAGUCUUUCAUCAACGUUUCCAAAAAGAGCACAAGUGCAGCUGUAAACGGAGAGGCCAAAAUUUGACAACAAAUCCAUGUCAUGAUGUUAGAAGUAAGGCCCGUGUAAUAUAUAUGAGAUUGUGCAGUUCUCAUUUGUUGGAACAAAGGUACGUACGUAGGCUAAGGAUUCCCAUGUCUUGUAUUAUCGUACUCGUUAGUAAAAACCAGAAGUUUUGACUUAGUUUGGCAAUAGUGAUGAUGUCUUUGAUCAUAUGAUCAAUCUCGGAUUUGCUAGUUCUGAUGAGAAAAAAUACUUGAAUUUAUUAAGGGAAAUGUUUAAUCCUUCAUCGUUCAAUACGAUAGUUCGCACGAUACGUUUUGUUGUUCUUGAGCACAGCAUCUUUUUUUCUUGAUUGCGUUCUGCAA
Messenger RNA from Erythranthe guttata (spotted monkey flower), 3260 nucleotides. It is a transcript of the gene RIF10, whose product is annotated as polyribonucleotide nucleotidyltransferase. Gene Ontology annotation, cellular component: mitochondrion; chloroplast stroma; cytosol. Gene Ontology annotation, molecular function: polyribonucleotide nucleotidyltransferase activity; RNA binding; 3'-5'-RNA exonuclease activity. Gene Ontology annotation, biological process: mitochondrial RNA 3'-end processing; mitochondrial mRNA catabolic process. NCBI's taxonomy places the organism in Eukaryota, Viridiplantae, Streptophyta, Magnoliopsida, Lamiales, Phrymaceae. The record is from RefSeq and is a predicted model, not a curated record.